CCCAAUUCCGCGCGCUAUAGUAAUUUUUUGCUAUUACACCAUUUGGUUCACCAUUUACUUCAUUCCACCGAUUUGCUAUUACGCUCAUAUUCCCUCAGAUGCUGUAAUAGGUUCCGGGGUGAGGGCACUGAAUUGCUAUUCAAAACUAGAGGCGUAAAAUUUAUCCCCAAAAUAGCCUGCUUUCUUCUCCCUUGCUCCAGAUUUCUUCCAACAUUUUUUCCCAAAUCAACAGCACGUUCGCCCUUCAUCUUUAUCUCCGGUUUUGGAUCGCGGGGAGGAGAUUGAACUUCUAGUGAACUACUCCUCCACUUGAUAAAAGGAGCAUAGAAGAGGAGACUAUUUGGAUACAUAAUCAACUUGUAAUGAAUUCAUAUAUAUUGUUGUGCAAGAAAAUAAUUGAAGAAAGAUCUGUAAAGGUAUUUGUUCUACUGAACAAAAUUAAGAAGGAAGAUAUUAUGAGGUUCCUAGAAUUGCAUCAUGUGGAGAAGUUUGAUGUUCCAUUUAUUGCCAUGUAUCGGAAGGAGCAAUGUCUGAGUCUACUGGAUGAUUUUGAGCAAAAUGAGGCUGAGAAUGAAGAUAAUGAUGAUGUUGGACAAGCAAGGCAAUUGAAGUGGCAUAAGGUACUUUGGAUUAUAAAAGAAUUAGACAUGUGGUUGCUCUUUCAGAAGCGUAAGAGUGUGCUUCAGAUGCAGCAAAAGAAAAUUUAUGAUGAGGAAUGUCUGAAGAUUGAUAACAGUGAAAAGUAUACUUUGAAUAAGCAGUUAUUCGAAUCAAUAUCAAAGUCUCUCAAUGAAGCUGAAACGAAGGAAGAGAUUGAUGACAUGGAUGCAAAGUAUACUUUGAAUAAGCUGUUAUCUAGGUUCAACAUAAUCUGCACCAUCUACAAUUUAUGUUUUUUGGAUUCAUUCGAUUGUAGGUGUUGAGUAGUAUAUGUAUGAUGUAUCUAGUGUAGGUCUAUUCAUUAUUUUUGAGAUUUUUAUAUACAAAAUUCUUAAAA
This is a messenger RNA of Gossypium arboreum, 997 nucleotides long. RefSeq names its product transcription elongation factor SPT6-like. Gene Ontology annotation, biological process: positive regulation of transcription elongation by RNA polymerase II; transcription elongation by RNA polymerase II; mRNA transcription by RNA polymerase II. Gene Ontology annotation, molecular function: histone binding; nucleosome binding. The transcript is spliced from 4 exons. Gene Ontology annotation, cellular component: transcription elongation factor complex. NCBI's taxonomy places the organism in Eukaryota, Viridiplantae, Streptophyta, Magnoliopsida, Malvales, Malvaceae. Bases 363 to 923 code for a protein of 186 amino acids. The record is from RefSeq and is a predicted model, not a curated record.